This is a messenger RNA of Diachasmimorpha longicaudata, 2942 nucleotides long. RefSeq lists its product as uncharacterized. The record is from RefSeq and is a predicted model, not a curated record. Bases 1586 to 2284 code for a protein of 232 amino acids. NCBI's taxonomy places the organism in Eukaryota, Metazoa, Arthropoda, Insecta, Hymenoptera, Braconidae. The transcript is spliced from 3 exons.
AAUUUUAUUUGAUUUUACCACUCAUAUUGAUGUCCGUUAAGUCAAUAAAUCGUGUCAAAUCUAUAGAUUUCGGCUACAGCUCAUUGUAUAAUGCGAAAUAUCGUGAAAAAAUGCAAGUGACCUGCAGUAGGUACAUUAAUUCAGGUCAGCGGCCAGGAGAUCGUUCAUGGUCUCCACCGUUAAAUGUGGUAACACUAACGAUGAUAAUUGUUUUUCCGGGGAUUCCCCAACGACACUUGUAGCGUAUCAUUGGGUUUCUCUUUCCUUUUAUUUUACUUUGACGUCGUCAGUGAACAGUGAGUACCUACCUACUCCAGCACAAUCGAAUAUUGUAUUGUUUAAAUAAAUUAGAAAACUAAAAUUAUGGAUAAAAAGAAGAAACCCAGUGGUGCAUUUAAACGUAAACAACGUCAAGAAAAAUAAGAUAGUAAACAAAAAUUGCCCAAAAUUGACAAGUUUUUUAGUCAGCCUUCUGCAAGUACAUCUGGCCAAAAUAUUUCUAUUGAUAGUGACUCAAAUAAUGUGGUAACUGCAGUGUUGGUUGAGAAGCCUACUGAAGAAGAUUCGACAAUUAUUGCAGUUGGAGAUACCUCCGCCGCCGAUCAUGUGAACCUGGAUGAUGUUUGCAUGACACACAUAAGAGCGGAGGGUUUGGAGGAACCACAGACCUCUACAUUUUUCGAAAAUGUGUACGACAAAUCUUCUUAUGACUUGGGAAACUUCACGCACAAAAUAUUAAGUGAUAACGAAAAACGUCAAAUUCUUGAUAUCGGGCCUUUACAGCCUUCAGGACCUUUUCCAACAGACAUCAACCAGAACAAUAGACGCUGCCUAUUGUCAACCCUGCUGGUUAUUUGCUUCACAGAGGAAUAAUGUUUGGUGUGCGGGAAUUCGAGAUUGGAAGCAUUUAUCAGAAAGAAUUAAACAACACAGUUGUUCGAGUAGCCAUUCAGAAGCAUGUGCUGUGUAUGAAUUGUGGAAAAAAAAACGAUACUAAUACUAUCGACAAGGAACUUGAAAAUGAAAUUCGCAAAGAAGCUUCAUUUUGGAAAAUGGUUCUUCGAAGGUUAUUCGAUAUCAUACUUACCCUAGCAAAGAGUUCUUUGGCUUUGAGAGGACAUCAAGAAGACUUAAGUCAGGAAGGAUACCACGGAAAUUUUCUGUCCUUUGUAGAGCUUGUCGCCCGAUAUGAUCACAUUUUGCGGCAAGUUUUGGAUAUGCCCAAAGGAUCUACAAGAUAUCUGAGUGCAACAAUUCAAAAUGAAAUGAUUGAGAGCUUAGGGACCAAACUCGAAACCCAUCUACUAGCACCAAUAGAGCGUCACCGUUUUUUGCCAUCAUAAUCGAUACGACACAGGACAUAUCAAAGGUAGAUCAGCUAAGCAUUGUUGUGAGGUAUGCAGUAAUAACCAGAUCGGAAAAUGGACAGCCAAUUGAUAUAGAAGCAAAGGAAGUGUUUCUAGACUUUUAUGCAGCCAUCAAACAUGGCGCAGUAGAUUUAGUCAACCAAGUGAAAGCAUUAUUUAUCGACAAAAAUAUUGAUUUAAAAAAAUGUGUGGGGCAAGGCUAUGAUGGAGCCAGUGUGAUGAGUGGUGUGUACAAUGGUGUACAAAAACAUAUCAAGGAUAUUCAGCCUAACGCAGAGUACGUACAUUGUGCCACUCAUAAUUUAAAUUUGGUCAUAAAUUAUGCCGUUAGCAGUUGUGUGGAAAUACAGAUUUUUUUCGCAACGUUGCAAGAUUUGUAUAACUUUUUCGGAAACAGCAUCAAACGUUGGGAUCUACUGUCAAAAUUCACUGGCGAAUCGGGGACCACUCUAAAAAAACUAAAUCCGACUAGAUGGUCCAGUAGGGUCAAUACGAUAUCUGCAAUAAAACUUCGUUAUUUUGAUAUUAUCAAAGCAUUAACAGAAAUAGUUCUAAAGAGUCCUAAUAAAGAUGAGCGUAGUGAAGCAGAGAGUAUUAAAACGAAAAUGCUAAAUUUCGAGUUCGUGUUGCUUUGUGAAUUCAUGCACAGUGUAUUGAACGACAUCAAUUAUUCAUCCAAAACUUUACAAAAAUGCGACAUCAAUUUGGGCGAGGCGAGUAAAGUUUUAGCAGAGAUCAAAGCAAAGUUGCAAAUUUAUAGGAAUGAUUUCGAAUUAUUCAAGUGCAAAGCCAGUGAAACUGCAAGAAAAUAUGGUAUUGUUACCCAUUUUCAAGAAAAAAGGCAAAUAAAAGUUAAAAAACAUUUUGAUGAAUUAGCUGCUGAUCACCGAUUUCCAAACCGAGAAAAAAAAUUUUAAAUUGAGAUUUUCAAUAAUGUACUAGACACAAUAAUAUCUCAAUUAGAUACACGUUUUAUUGGUAUGAGUGCAGUCUGUCAUAUAUUCGAUUGUCUAACGCCAACAUUUUUAUCACAUGUUGAUGAAGCAACUUUAUUACAAAAGUGUGACGAAUUCUAAAGAAAAUAUUCAGAUCUAAUAGGCCCUAGUUUUUCACUUCAAUUUAUUAAUAUUUACCACCUAGUUUUACCUAAACUAACUCAAGCAUGGACUAUUCACCAAUUAUGUAAGGAAAUAAUGAGCAAAUAUGGAGUGCUAGAAUGUGACCGAACGGAAGUAUUUACAGCACUGUUAUUAUUUUUUACAAUUCCUGUCACUUUUGCAGCAGCUGAAAGGUCAUUUAGCAAAUUAAAAAUAAUAAAAAAUUAUUUAAGAAAUAAUAUGGGCCAAACUCGACUCCGACAUUUAUCACUAAUAGCAAUUGAAAACAAAACCGCGUCAAGCCUGGAUUUGAACGAAGUCAUUGAUACUUUUGCGAAAACUAAAGCUAGAAAAAAAUUGUAAAUAUAAUUGUUAUUUAGUCAAUUGGUAUGCCCGACCAAUAUAAUAAUAAACCCUUGAAUCUUCUCUAUUUCGUUUUAUUAGCCAAACCUACACCAAGUAUUAAUUGUAAUUUAUG